AGGACCAUACUUACUUGAUAUUUCACAGAUCGAAUUGGAGAUCCAAUCCUAGCUCAUCUUCUUUCAGACGGAAUGUUUAUCCCUGUUGCGAUGUGCGCCCCCUACAGUUGGUCGGUAUCAUAUUUGACGAAAGAGAACAAAAUUUGAAUUUGACGUUGUACAACUCGACCUCUCAAGGUGCAGCUGCCAGCAAUCCUAAUCUGACGUUUAUUUUUGAGUGUUGCUUAGAGUCAAAUGCACAAGCUUGACCACAUUUUUUGACAUAUAUGGCUUCAUCAAGAGCUCAAUCAUCAUGUACCGUCUCGUCGUCUUUACGGAGCAGUCCGACUUGGGUUUCAGCCCCUCCCGAGGCGCUUUCGAGACCGCGCGAGGGCCGAUUGCGUUCACGCCACAUUCAUUUUUCAACACACAGACGCAUCAUUCUUCGGCACAAGGCGGUAAAAAUUCGGGACUUGUUGCAUCAAGUACGAAUAAGUCUUCUUUGCAACAAACUACCCCAAUACAACAACCGACGUCGAUCACAUCAAGCGCGACGACCCCCUCGGCACCGUCCUCCGGUGGCAGGAAGAACAGUAAGAAAAAUGCGAAAAAUAAAGAGCAACGCGAGCAGCAGUUGCAGCCAGGCACUAAAACCACGACGCCGCUCGCAGUAACGUCAGCAACAGCCACAGGACCCAAAACUCCUCUCGAGAGACACCAGGUUCAGAACCCGAUUUUGACCAGCACCAAUCAGAAGCCGCACCGGUCGGAUCUGAGCUGCAGCUCAGUGCGGCUGUUCCGACGGACAGCCGCGAAGAUCGACGCAACGACAAUAUUAGAGGAUGCGAGGGCGCAGCUACAAUUGCUGGAAGAGGACUACAACAGUAAAUUGCUCUUCUCCACGGGUGGAGCGAACAACUCCAGCACAAGCACGACGAACAAUUCCGCUGUUGGUACUGGUGCUAUCUCCAAGCAGAACAGCUUCGCUUCUCCCGUCCCAGGACCAACCUCCGCGGCCGUUUUGUCCCGCGCUGCGUCGUCCGAGGGGAAAAACCAAGCGCUGCCGAAAGAUGACUACAGAACUUCAAAAGUUUAUUUCGACUCCACCCCAACUCCAGGGGCUGCAGGUGCAGCGCCAGCUGGCGGCCCACAUCAACAAAAAAAUACAGCUCUGACCCCCGCCACGCCCACCCCCGCGCCGAGCAGCACGAACCUGGGACAGUCUGUAGCGACCAAUCUGGGAACCUUUGAGUUGUUUUCCUCUUCUACCCUCCAGGGCGACGUGCUCCUAACCGCGGUCUUGCCCUGGGAGCGAACCGCGGCGCUGUUUCUCUUCGCGGUGCCGCCCGGGGUGGAUCUGGAGAAGUUUCUGGAAAUCGAAAGACCAAGGAACUACAACGAUAGCGAUGCGAAGAACUAUGCGAUCGGAAGUAGUACUAGAUCGGAGAACGGCGAGGACCGAAAUAACCAGCGCCAGUACAACAACUCAACACCACCGCCAGCAGCGUACAACUACAAUGAUCAGAGCAUCCAGGAGUAUCGCGUCUUUUACAACGAGGACCAAGACCACUCCAAGCAAAUCAAGUCCGCGGUUUUUUUCUUCUCCAGCCAGCGAAAAGCGGACGAAUUCUACCGGAAAAACCACGGACGGCUGUACUUUGGCGCCACGAGUGAAGAAAGCGGCGGUCGUGGGCCGCGGGGGACAAGAAAUGCGGGAGGGGCAGACGGGUCAGACGAGCAACUUCACGAGGGAAACAAUGAGGAAUUCCGGCAGGCUUGCAGUUACUUUGUGUUUCUGGAGUCGGUUCAGUAUCGGAAGAAUAACAGAGUGGUGAAGACAACUGAAGCAAAGACGUUACUAGAAGACGAUACUAGGGAGAAUUGCUGCAUCACCACGUCCAGCAGAAGCCCUAUAUCGAAAGCAGAGCACGACGAGGAGAAAACCCAGUUGUAUACGAGCAAGGAUGACCACAAUGACAAUCUUCUAUUCACGCCGAAGACGAGAAGUAAUGUUCUAGCGAAAAACAAUUCCACCUCGUCCCCACGACAAGGUAGAACACUACUUGCGGCGACAUCUGAGCUAUCUCCAACUUCAGCCUCUCUGCUACCACCCGACAACCCCGACCUAAAUACGGAGUAUUUGCCCUUUCUCUUCGAACACGACGAUCCCCACAACGACCCGAAAAACUUGUGGACAAGGGAGCAUUGUUUCGAACUGCCAACCUGCCCGUACUGUCUGGAGCGGCUCGAUGUGUCCGUUUCCGGGGUGGUGUGCCACUCCCAGGGGUGGCUAUCAGCCUUCCAAUGGUACGAGGUUCCGGAUGUUGUUUCCGGGUGUCGAAUAUCAACUGCAAAUAUGCCUGGGUCUGGAAGAAUGCAAGCUUGUCAUGCUUGUCUCACAUGAGUCUUAAAUCUGUAAUGCAUGACCACCAGGAAGGCAGCCUCUUAACUGUCAUGCAAAAAUGCAGUUUCUCAUGCGGGAAGCGAAACACAUAGGACCUCAGAAACUUGUCAUGCGCGGCUGCAUAAACCACAACCAGUGCGCCCACCUCCAUUCACAAACUAGCACCACACGUUUCCAGCAGACCCAGACAUAUUUGCAGUUCAUAUCGAAGCUGUUACCAACUCGUCCAGGGCGACUGGCUAAAAACGGAGGACGGAGUGCCAGCGUGUCCGCACUGCCCGCCCGCUGUUCCAGACGAGGAUGAUCAAGUGGUAAAAAAGAACGACGGCAAGGAACAAGAGCAAGAUGACUCGUCUACAACUUCGCAACUUCUGCUUGCCAAGUCAGUGUCAGCGAACACGAAUUCCACAAAACCCACCGACCUGUGGCUCUGUCUGGUCUGUGGCUACCUCGGAUGUGGCAGGUACGCGAAGGGACAGCACUCGUUGCUGCACGGGCAGACCACCGGGCACAGGUUUUGUUUGGAAUUGAAAUCAGGCCGGAUCUGGGACUACGCGGGAGACGUGUUUGUCCAUCGUAGAUUGGUACAGAGCUUUGCCGUCUGGAAGUCGCUGAAUAACAACCAGAACAACAGCGACAAUGGCGCUUAUCGCCCACUGGAGAUCAUGGACAUGGCACUGCCAGACCACAUGGAAAACCAAUCGGCGGAUCACAUGGUCCAUCAAGCGGCGACUGGACAGGGCGGGAGCGGCGCUGGAGGGACGAAUAAUCCACCGGGUAGAACAAGUGCUGGUGGGGUCGUCGGAGGUGUAGCAGCAAAUACAUCACCCGGAGGAGGUGGAGUUGUUGGUGGAGGAAGUAUAAUCAGCCCUUUGCGCUUAGACCAAACCGCGAUGAUGCCAAAUUCCUCUGCUUCCAACGGAGCAACAAGUCUUGAUUUGGAGAUGCAAGUUGCGUAUAAUACUUCUACUGCCGCGCUGCAGCAACAUCAACAACAUCAGCAGCAAACUUCCUCCACCAAUUCUUCGAUGGCUGCGGAGCUCGACCUGCUUCUCACUGCGAAUCUGGAGCACCAGCGGAAGCGGUACGAAGAGCAGUGCCGGAGACUUCUGGAGGAAGAAGCCGUCAUCAUCAAUGCGUUUGAAAAGGAGGAGAGCGAGCUGACCAGAAAGAUCGAAAAGCAAAAGUACGACACGGAGCACACCACCUGUAAACUGUUGAAUCUGAUGCAGAAGAAGUUGCAGGAUGUGGAGCAGAAAUUGGCGCACGAGGAAGACGAGCUCACGAUAGCCUCGGCGGCCUUGGAAAACGCGAUUCUGAAGCAAGAAAAGGAGCUAUGACAGUGCACAACUCCCCCUUCGUCCCCUCAUUUGUCAUGCAAAAUACCCAACCCACCCUUUGCCUCUUGGCAUUGUUUGCAUGGCAAGUUCUGGUACCCCAAAUCAAUACAUAGCACUACACUCCAGUGCAUCAAAUUUGUCAUGCAAAACCGGCACUCUUGCCGAUGCUUGUAUUGCCGUUCAUGCUAUACAAAUGAGGGGGAGGGUGAGUUGUGCACUGUCAUAGGAGCUGAAGGGGGAAAAGUUUGAGGUGGAGGAGGAGUCCGCGUACGUGAAAAGUUUGAGGUAUGGCGCUCUCAAACGCUACAUUCUCAACUGUUACAUGAAUUUGUAAUGCAAAAACAGCAACUGUCAAAGGGGCAAGCUUGCUGCUUUCGCAUCACAGAUUUAGCACAGACUUAGAUGCUGUUCAGUCCUUCGGAAAUUUGUCAUGCGAAGCAGAGCCUGAUUAUCUGUCGGCUUAAGGUAGUUUUGCAUUACAAAUCCAUAUAACAGUUGAGCAUGUAACGUUUGAGAACGCCAUAUGAGGAAAGAGAUAGACGCGCUGAUGCAAAAAAUCAUGGCGGAUGACUAAAAGCGGGAUUUACUUGUAUUCAUCCUUGAAAUUCUUGUUUUAGCCUUGAUGUAGUUGUGUCUGCGCGGAACAAACGACAUUGCGUCCAAAAUGUUUUCCCUGUGUAGUAGGGUUUUGCUGCAGACGCCUCAUGAUGUCGAAUCUUCUUCGCAUGCACUGACGUGCAUGUCCUCCGCUGCAGGAGCUUCAAGUUGUAGGAUGAACUUUUAGGUAAGGCCAGCGCGGCGUUGUUGAUGCACAUCCGAAAUUGUCAUUCACAAUUCCGCCAUUUUUACGGCGACUUCUACGCAAAGUG
Amoebophrya sp. A120 is the source of this 4592-nucleotide messenger RNA. The record is from the annotation of a GenBank genome assembly. NCBI's taxonomy places the organism in Eukaryota, Dinophyceae, Syndiniales, Amoebophryaceae.